Molecule: messenger RNA, 2159 nt
Organism: Sinocyclocheilus rhinocerous
Lineage: Eukaryota; Metazoa; Chordata; Actinopteri; Cypriniformes; Cyprinidae
Product: complement component C6-like
Biological process (GO): complement activation
Cellular component (GO): membrane attack complex
Source: RefSeq, a predicted model, not a curated record
CAUUAUUAGGUUUCUGCAACUCUUCUCAAGAAACGGUCUGUGCUAUCAAGUUCCAACAGGCCUUAUUCUCUAUGGAUUGUGCUACCAUUCCCCUUGUCCUACUCUGCAGCCUGGCUUCAUUUACCCCCAUUAUGGGAUGUUUUUGUGACCAUUACCCAUGGAGUUUGUGGUCCUAUUGCACUAAAACCUGUAACUCUGGCACCCAAACACGUACAAGGGCUGUACGCUAUGAUGAGCACUGGAACAAAAACAAUUGUUUCCAGCUGUGUCAGACACAUGAGACUAGAGCGUGUAAUGUUGAGGCCUGUACCAUAAACUGUCAGCUGACUGAGUUUGGACCCUGGUCAGAGUGCUCGCCGUGUGCCAAAAAAUCUAUUGGGACACAUUAUUUCAGCUCUGGGACAUUAGGGGGGAAGUAUGACCUCCUUUUCCAAUAUGAUCGAGAAGAACUGAAAACCUACGGACUGACAGAAGGGGAAAUUAAUAGCUGCUUCAGGCAGGAUUCCACCAUCAUCGCUAUAUUCUAUAACAGAAUAUCAUAUAGUUCCACAUGUGGGAAAACUACAUUAAAAACCAAAUAUGAAGGGUCAAUUGUAAAAGCAGCGGAGAAGUGUAUCACAUCGGUGCAAGGAGGUAGAGCUGAAUAUACAGCAGCCCUGGCCUGGGAGAGGAGGGGUGUAUUGCCAAACAGCACUACAUACCAAAACUGGAUCAAAUCUACAAUAGACAAUCCAACUGUUAUAGAUUUUGAGCUUUUGCCUUUAGUGAAUUUGGUGCGUGGCUUCUCUUGUGCUCUGACAAGGAGACGGCAUCUUCAUAGGGCGCUGGAAGAGUACCAGACCGAAUUUGAUUCCUGCAAAUGUGCCCCCUGCCCAAACAAUGCUCGGCCUGCUCUUUCUGGAACAGAGUGCAUUUGUAUUUGCCAGACCGGGACCUAUGGACCAAACUGCGAGAAACGAGCCCGGGACUACACUGCAGAUGAAGUUGAUGGGCACUGGAGUUGCUGGAGCUCUUGGAGUACUUGUGACGCCACCUUGAAGAAGCAUCGCUCACGUACCUGUAGCAACCCUGCACCGCAGCGAGGGGGCAGACCCUGCCAAGGCCCUGAGAAACAGGUGGAGGAAUGUACCAUCUCUAUUUUCCAGACGCAAAAUGUGUGCAUUAAUGAUGAUGACUUUGAGACUGAAGGGUCCCGUGAGAGCCAGUUGCCCCCCGGAGCUUCUGGCUGUCCCAAACCCCAUCCACCUGCCAACAGUCACCUGAGGAUCAACAAACGUCAGUAUGAUUAUGGAGAUCACGAGGAGUUUGUUUGCUUCACUGGUUUUGAACUGGAUGGAUACCAGCUCAUUCACUGUUUGCAAGAUGGCACUUGGGAGAAACCAAAGGGACGAUGCAUUAAAAAGGUUUGCGCCAAACCCACAGUGCCUGAUGGCAUGACGAUAUACCCAGACAAAAUGGAGUUUCAAGUAGGAAGUGACAUCAUGCUGGCCUGCAUAGAGAGUGGCAUGAGUCCUUCAGGGCGUCAAUAUUACACGUGUGGGAAGAGUCUUGUUUGGGAGCCAAGUAUCCCACAAGACAUACACUGCAAGAUUGAUAAACCCUUUGUACCAGACAGCAGUUGUAAACUUGGAGAGAUGCAUGAUGGGACUAAAUGCGUCUGCAUGUCCAAAGAGAGAUGCAGAAAUUACAGAGCAGAUCUGUGUGUCUUUGACGCUGACAAGGACACUGCCAUUAUGAUAUCCCUCUGUGCUUUUUGUGCUGACCGUUGUCAUGGAGACAGAUUAUACUUUAUGAAUAAUGGACUGUGCAAAACUGACGCAGGCAGUCUGGACUGGGCCAAAUUCAGGGCCAACGUAUCUGAGCAGAGCUCGGUGCAGGAGCCCUGUGGUUUAGACACCUGUUACGAGUGGGAGACAUGCUCAGUAUCAAAAACAUGCGAGUGCAAAAUCCCCAGAGAAUGUUCAAAAGAUGGGAAGCAAAUGUACUGCCUGAAAAUUGUGAGAACGCAAAGCACACGGAGCUUGAAUCUGUGCUUCAUGGCUGCCAUGAAAUGCAGCAAGAUGGAGUUUGAGCUUCUGCAUGAAGGUCCUUGCGCAAGUUCCUAAUUGUGCACCAAUUAAGACAUUUUCACAGCUGAAAUGCUCACUCAUUAUUGAUUU